AUGGGUUUCGAUGCAAUCGAAGCUCAACGCUCUUCUCUAUUGAUUGGGUUCGUAGUUAUUGUUGGGAAUGAAGCUUUGGACGUGCCGAAGCAGAUAGAACAGGUCUAUCUCUCUCGCUCUCGCUCUCGCUCUCACUCUAUCUUCGCAAAACCCUUCUCUAGGGUUUUUGGCCUCCCAAUCCCAUCCUCUGGCCACUUGAGCUACACUUCAGUUGUUGAGUUGAAUUGUAGAUUGGAUCUCCAGAUCUGUGAGACAGGAGCUAUGGAUACACGAAAGAGAGGUAGAGCCGAAGCUGCCAAUGGUGGGUUCAAGAAAUCCAGGCCAGAAAUGGAGUCCUUGUCAACUGGUGUAGGAAGCAAAUCGAAGCCUUGCAUGAAGUUUUUCAGUACUGCUGGAUGUCCAUUUGGUGAGAGCUGCCACUUCCUGCACUAUGUUCCUGGUGGCUAUAAUGCUGUUGCCCAGGUGAUGAACCUGGGGCCAACCCCAGCAUCAAAAACUGUGUCAGCAGCACCUGUCCCAAAUGGCUCCUCUCCUCCUGCCCUUAAAACCCGCAUGUGCAACAAAUACAACACUGCUGAGGGCUGCAAAUUUGGUGACAAAUGUCAUUUUGCUCAUGGUGAGUGGGAACUCGGGAAGCCUCUUGCUCCAGCUUACGAGGAUCCACGCUCCAUGGGAGCCGUUCCCAGCCGUUUCCCUGGCAGAAUGGAGCCGCCUGCCCCAGCUGCUGGUGGUUUUGGUGCCUCGGCCACCGCCAAAAUUAGUGUAGAUGCUUCUCUUGCCGGAGCCAUCAUUGGAAAAGGUGGGGUCAAUUCCAAGCAGAUUUGUAGGCAAACAGGAGUUAAGCUUUCUAUUCGAGAUCACGAGACUGAUCCUAAUCUCAGGAACAUUGAGCUUGAGGGUACAUUUGACCAAAUCAAGCAAGCAAGUGCCAUGGUAAGAGAGCUGAUUGUUAGCAUUGGUUCCGUAGCUGCUCCUCCAAAAGCACCUGGAAUUCCUCGAGGCCCAGCCCCACCGGCUGGCAACUACAAGACGAAGAUGUGUCAGAAUUUUGCUAAAGGGUCCUGCACCUUUGGCGAAAGGUGCCAUUUUGCACACGGAGCUGCUGAGUUGCGCGAAUCAGGGGUGUGA
This is a messenger RNA of Ilex paraguariensis (yerba mate), 1128 nucleotides long. The record is from the annotation of a GenBank genome assembly. Lineage: Eukaryota; Viridiplantae; Streptophyta; Magnoliopsida; Aquifoliales; Aquifoliaceae.